Molecule: messenger RNA, 1165 nt
Organism: Perca flavescens (yellow perch)
Lineage: Eukaryota; Metazoa; Chordata; Actinopteri; Perciformes; Percidae
Product: CD276 antigen homolog
Exons: 3
Coding region: 99-686 (195 amino acids)
Biological process (GO): T cell costimulation; cell surface receptor signaling pathway; negative regulation of T cell proliferation
Cellular component (GO): external side of plasma membrane
Source: RefSeq, a predicted model, not a curated record
GCAGCUCCCUGCGGUCAGUUUCUGAUGAGUCACAGCUUGCACAUUUCCUGUUUUCUCUGUAAAGGAUAUAACAGUGGAUCUAUGCUCUCUCAGCUGUUAUGGCCCCGUUUCUGUUCCUGUUGUUAUUUCUCUCUGGAGCAGCUUCAGACCUGACUGUGGUAACAGUUGAUCCUGGUGAUGAUGUCAUUCUGCCAUGUCGGACUGCUGAUCCCUUCAUCAGUGUCGUAGAGUGGAGCAGACCUGACCUGAAGCCAGAUACCGUCUUCUUAUACUUAGAUGGACACUUGGAUACAGACGACCAGCAUCCAUCCUUUAAGGACAGGGUGGAGCUGGUGGACAGAGAGCUUAAGGACAGAGACGUGUCUUUAAUUCUGAAGAACGUGAGCAGACACGACGCUGGAACAUACAAGUGUUUAGUUAUAACCGAUUCAAGACGUACAAAGGGAGACAUUAUUGACUCUGAGCCAAUCAGAAUCAUCCGUCUGCAGGUCACAGACCCAGGUUCUGAGGAUGGAAACUCGUCUCCUGUAGUCCUAUACGGUGUACUGGCUGCAGGUGUUCUGCUUCUUGUAGCUCUUGCUGCAGUGGUUGGUGUCCUGAUAUAUAAAAAAAGACAUAAGGACAAGAGCUGUGAGAAAUCAAGACAGUCUGCUCCUGAUGAAGCAUCGGCCGUUCAGUUCAUCUGACAACUCCCAGAGCUCUUUACACCUGACUGUUUUCUCAUGUAUUGUAAAUAUUCAACACUUUUUUUUCAAAUCUGCUGUUUCUUUUCUCAACCAUAUGAAUCCCACAUACUUUUUUUUCAAGUAAAAGUUUUGUUAUUUUAAAGAUGCCAAACAUAUCCCCCUCUGAAUCACCACCUGAGCGUCGUGGAGGGGUUUGUGUACACGUAGAGUCUGGGAUCUGUAUCAUCUGGAGCUCUGAGCUCCUGAGGGUCUAGUGCUGCGGCUGGUUAAACUGCUAUGCACUUUCUUCCCCCUCCACCCAACCUUCACGGCUUUGUUUUGGGAAAAUGGCGGAGGCUGAUAAAAAAAUGGUCUGUAACUUCACUUGCUUAUUACAGGAGCACAACCGUGAUGCACGAGCACGUAAAAAGGAAACACACAGGAAUUGUUCAAGAUUAGGGUUGGGUACCGUUUGGAUUUUUACGAUUCCGAUGCCGAAC